GAAGCUUAGAAGAAACAACAACAACUAAAAACAACAACAACAACAACUCAUACAAAAAUGUCUGAGUCGCGUCGUCAGUCGGUCAGCUUAAUGGCCAUGCCGCCAGGCGUUCUAGUCAACGAUAGUCGGGCCAAUUCCACCGAUGACAUACAAAUCGCCCUGGCGCCUCAUAUCCAAACGUAUCUAAGUCAAACCGGACGACGGCAUUCCUGUUGCAGCGUCAUGCUGCCAGUGGCCUUUGAGCGGGCCGCUGCCAAAUCCUGGCUGGAUCCCAAAUUCGAUUCGGCAGUGCUGGAGGAGCAGUUCCAGGCGAGUGUAUUUCCGCAUGUUCGCAUGCGUUACAGAUUCACAUUAUCAUAUAUUUUACUAUGCUCUUUGGCCUGGUGUCUGUACUUUGUGAUCGAUGGCGGAUCUGAGGAUUUCUGGCGUCCCAUAUCCACGUCAUUCUCAAUGAUGUCGCUGGUUACCAUAAUGGCCAUGUGUUUCACCCAUUGGGAUUUGUAUAGACAACAUCGAACUCUGACCUCGGCAGUGACCGCUCUCCUAAUGUGCAGCGCAUCGCUUGCGUUUCUCACCUACACGGGCCGGGCGUUCAGUCCGCUGGGUCAUUUUGCCAUUUGCCUAGAGAUUAUUCUGCUCAUCUAUACGGCUCUGCCCAUGCCAUUGUGGUUGAGUGCCAGCAUUGCCAUCUGUUAUUCCAUAGCCUUUGAAUUGGUAUCCCACAUGGUUAUUGGCCAGAGUGCCAUCCAUGGCGGGGUGGGAGACAGCAGCGGCAGCAGCAGCACAAACACCGAUCCCAGCCAUAAAAUACUCAUGCUCCGGAUUAUGGCACAUCUGAGUGUCCAUUUGGUGGGAGUACAUGUCCUUGUGAUGAAUCUGGUACGAAUGCGUGGAACUUUCAUGAAGGUGGGCCAAAAUCUACUUGUGCGUCGGCAACUCGAAAUGGAAAAGCAACUCAAGGAGAAGAUGAUACACUCGGUGAUGCCACCCAAAGUGGCCGAUAUGCUGCUCAAUGAGGGCGGAAGUGCCGGCCUCGAUGCCGGCGGAAUGCCACCAGAAUCCCAUUAUAUGCGUCCACGCGCCUCGAACGAUGUGAAGAGCCUUUUUCGACCCUUUCACAUGCACAGCAUGGAGAAUGUUAGCAUCCUUUUUGCCGAUAUUGUGGGCUUCACUCGCAUGUCCUCCACCAAGACAGCCGAACAGCUGGUUGAGAUACUCAACGAUCUGUUCGAGCGAUUCGAUGAUCUCUGCUCGCUAAGCGGCUGCGAGAAGAUCUCCACUCUGGGCGAUUGCUAUUACUGUGUCUCCGGCUGCCCAGAGCCACGUGUCGAUCAUGCCAUCUGUUGUGUGGAAAUGGGUCUGGGCAUGAUCGAUGCCAUGCGCUGUUUCGAUGCCCAGCGCCAUGAGGGCGUCAAGAUGCGUGUGGGUGUCCACACGGGAACAGUUCUAUGCGGCAUUGUGGGCACGCGACGUGUCAAAUUCGAUGUAUGGAGCAACGAUGUCAGUUUGGCCAACAAAAUGGAAUCGUCGGGCAAACCAGAGCAAGUGCAUAUCUCGCAGGAGACGUCAAAUUUUCUGGGCGAUGCCUACUACCUGGAAGAGGGCGAAGAGGUUUUCGGUCAUCGCACUUAUUUUGUUGUGGGUCGUCGUCGGGACAACUCACGGGCCAAUAGCUUGAGUCCUAGCAUGCCAUUGAAUGGAGCCGGUGGUAGUACUCUCCUUUUGCCUGGUUCUCAUGCCGCUGGCGUUGGCGGUGCCGCUUCAUCUUCGUUGUCCCAGAGUGCGACGAAUAUUUCGGUGGUGCAGCCAAAUGUGCCGCCAGCUUCGCCAGUGGGUCAAUUGUCCAAUUCACUGAAUCCCUCGCCGGUGCUCUCGAUGCGACCGCGUCUCACAUCGCUGAGUAUGAAGCUGCGCAAGAAAUCGCAGAGUCGGGACAGGGAUCUGGAGCGGGGCAUUCAUCAUCCGGCAGUGGCGGGCAUACCCCCAGUUAUUGUGGUCCGUGAACGACCCAAAAUCAUAAUCACAACCAAAUCUCUGCCAGGCAGUUUGGACUCGGACGAGCAGCAACAGCAAUUGGCUGGUCUAUCGCCACCACUAACAUCAACAGCAGCGAAAAUCAAAUCACGAGUCUGGCGAGUGCCAAGAUUUCUAAAGCGAGGCUCCAGCCAUUCCGAGAAGAGCAGAGGAGAGGAGAGGGGAAAGAUGAAAUCGAAGAGCAAAGAAGAACAAAAUUAUCUUUUCCAUUCGCAUCUAAAUCAUCAUGCGGGCGAUGAGACAUUGGCCUUCAUUGAUCCCACAACGGGUGGAAUGGGCAUGGGCAAUGGCAAUGGCAAUGGCAAUGGCAAUGGAGUGGGCGUGGGCGUGGCUGGUGGCUAUCAGCAGCUGCCCGUAUUGGUGGAGAGCUCGGGCAGUAGUCGUCUUUUGGAUAUACCAAUGGCUAAGCCAGUUUUACAUCAUGCGGCCACAUCGACAGCUUUGGCCAGCAGUGUACUAAGAUCUCCAGAUGGCUUGGGAUUGGGUGGUGCUUCUGGUGGUGGUGGUGGUGGCUGCUGUUCACCUGGCCAGUACUCCAUGUACGAUGACAUCAUCGAUGUGCGCUCCUACAUUAGUCAAUCGCGUAGUGAUAUAUCCCCCUUUGGCCGUUCGGGCAGCUAUCGUUCUCAAUGUGGACGGCAGUCGACAAGUGGUGCUGGUGGAUCAGGAGGAGGAGCAGCAGCCACUAAUACUGAACAGUCACCAUUACCAAGACCACGAGCAUCUACAUUGACCACUGGUCGUCCUACAGGCAGUGGAACUGCAGCAGCAGCAGCAGGAGGAGGAGGAGAAGCUAGCACCAGUGCCAAUGCCAAUGCGAAUGCCAAUUGCUCAUCUUUGCCACCGCCGCCACAGCCAACACAUUCGCGCAAUUCGAGCAUUUGGCCAGACGGAUUAAGCAUCUGCCCGUCGGCCACUUCGCGCAAGGAUUCGGGCAUCAAGAGCAAUUCCCGUCGCUCGUCCAUACAACAGCAGAUCUAUGCCCUGAAUCAAUCGGCCAUCAGUCAGCAUCGUGUAUCGGGAUAUUUUACCAGUUCCACCUCUAGCAUUUCGAAUCUGGGCGAGAUUGGAGCAGGUGGCAUUGGCAUGGCGGUGGCUGGCAUCGGUGGUCACCAUUUGGUCCAGGCGCCGCCACCUCAACCAUUGAUGAUGAUGCCGCCGCCAUCAUCACAGAUGGCAGAUCCAUUGGCCGCCUGUCUGCAGCAAUUGCGCAAGCAAUCCGAUCUUCAGCUGAUCCGAUGUGUCCGGGACAAUGCCAAGUCGCAGCGUAGUUAUCUGGUCAAGCCGCCGUUGCGGCGUUUUAGUUUGUAUUUCAAGUCCCGCCAAUUGGAACGUGAUUUCCGGUCGAAGGCCCAUCGCUUUGGCACCGAGAACGAAACGGAAGGACCCCCCACAUUGGCCACGCCCCGCUAUAAUACCUACAUCGAUAUAUUUGUGGGCAUUGCUGUCUACCUAUGCAUCUCAAUAUCCUUGUUCCUGAUGACCCAGAACACAGUGACUCCCAGUUUUCGUCUGUGGGUCACACUCUUCUCCUGCUUCACGGGCAUUCAGGUGUUUGCUCUGUUUCUAUUCACCCGUCAGAUGUGCCGACGUCAUGGGAGCACAAUAAGAUUAAGAUCCAAGUCGGCAGCCAGUGAAUUAAUGCCAGAGACAACAUCAACGAAUCGACCAGAUGGAGCCACUGACUCUGGUGGCGAUGGAGGAGGAGGCGGGUUAGGCGGAGGAGGCGGCGGUGGAGUUGGCACUUCUUGUGCUGAUCGCAUCUUCGAGGCCAUAUCCAGUUGGUAUCCUUGGCACAUUUGUCUGGCCGUUCUAAUGGCCAUGCCAGUCCUUUUGAUCAUAGCCAACUUUCUAUUACUCGAUCUGGAGCAAUUGGAGGCAUUCGAAUAUCAUUAUGGUUUCCUCAUCUUUGUCUGCAUUGUGCACUUUUGCAAUUUCACCCAAUUGAACUGCUGGAUGCGUAAUGUGUUGGCCUUUCUGGCUGCCCUUUGUUUCAUUGGCAUUGCCGUCUCCCAGUUGACUGUCUAUUCGAGUCGCAAUGGCGGUCUGGAGGACGGAGAAGAUGAGGCCGAGUCGCAGGAGAGCAGCAGCAGCAGCAGCAGUAGCAGUUCGUUUAUUAAUGAGGAAAUGAAAUGGUUCCAUGACUAUCAUGUGGAAAUCUAUUUGGACUUACUAUUGAUCCUGGUUCUUGUUUGGUUCCUCAAUCGCGAAUUCGAAAUCGGCUAUCGAUUGACCUUCUAUGGCAAUGCGGUGGCCAAUCAGGAUAAGGUGCGUGUCCAAAAUAUGAAGAAUCAAGCGGAUAUGUUGCUACACAACAUCAUACCCAAGCAUGUGGCUGAGCACUUAAAGAAUACGGCAAAGUAUUCGGAGAAUCAUCACAAUAUCGCCAUCAUAUUCGCUUCGAUAGUGAAUUUCAAUGAGAUGUACGAUGAGAGCUAUCUGGGGGGCAAGGAAUUUCUGCGUGUCCUUAACGAACUGAUCGGCGAUUUUGACGAGUUACUCUCCCGUCCGGAAUUCCGUGCGGUGGAGAAAAUCAAGACGAUUGGUUCGACAUUUAUGGCAGCCAGUGGCUUGGAUCCUUCGCAUCGGGGCACAGGAAACGAGCAUAUACACACGCUGAUGGAAUUCUCGAUUGCCAUGCAAGAGGUGGUGGAUGCCUUCAAUAAGGAUUUGCUGGAAUUCAAUUUGAUAUUGCGCAUUGGCAUGAAUAUCGGCGAUGUGACAGCCGGAGUGAUUGGAACGAGUAAGCUGUACUAUGACAUCUGGGGCGAUGCCGUCAAUGUGGCCUCACGCAUGGACUCGACAGGAGUUCCCAAUAGAAUACAAGUGGGCAGUGAUUGCUUGCAGUUUCUCAAUGCCCACUACGAAUUCGAGCCGAGGGGCAAGGUAUACGUCAAGGGCAAGGAUCACAUGGAGGUGUUUCUCUACACCGGACGAAGGCAAAUCCAAUUGGAUGAUGGCAUUGAUGCUGUCGUAGAUAAUCCCAUAGCUGAGCAAGUUGUCAAUGGUGAAACGAAUGACACGACUAGCAUGAAGGAGAACAACGAAAGGAAUGAGGAUGACGAUGAGGAUGAGGAUGAAGGGGACUUACAAUCCAGCGAAACUACCACGCUCUUUAAGUCCCAGAACUCGUUGCAGGCAAACGGAAAUGUUCAAGACGAAGAAGAAACCAGAGACGGAACCAUUAACGUUAAUCCAACACAAAUGGAAACAUAAGCAACACUUGACUUGAAAUGGUUUCACAUACAAGAAAACAACAUCAACAACAGCAACAACAGCAACAACAACAACAACAAAAUGUAACUGCAUUUAACGCGCUUGGAUAAAACGGGAUAAAAUCUGCAAGGAUAAACUGUAUUUUUGUGAUAUGUAACUAAGGAAUAGGAUUUGAAUAGUAGCAAGUUUGUAUUUACAAUAGUUGUCGGAUAUAUAUAUAUGUAAGGGCAUAUAUUAAAUAUAUAUUU
This is a messenger RNA of Drosophila willistoni, 5498 nucleotides long. It is a transcript of the gene Ac13E, whose product is annotated as adenylate cyclase type 9. Gene Ontology annotation, molecular function: adenylate cyclase activity. The transcript is spliced from 5 exons. The record is from RefSeq and is a predicted model, not a curated record. Lineage: Eukaryota; Metazoa; Arthropoda; Insecta; Diptera; Drosophilidae. Bases 58 to 5250 code for a protein of 1730 amino acids. Gene Ontology annotation, biological process: cyclic nucleotide biosynthetic process; intracellular signal transduction; adenylate cyclase-activating G protein-coupled receptor signaling pathway.